AUGUUUUGGACUAUCUUAAUUUCGUCGAUCACAAUAUUAAUCAUUGCAAUAUAUUUUUACAUCAAAUGGAAAUAUUAUACGCUACGUGAUUCAAUACCUGGUUUAAAACCUGAAUUUUUAUUUGGUAAUCUUCGUCAACUCGGCAUUAUUGGUCCAAAUAGAGAAUUAAUCGAAACCUACAUUCAUGGUUGUGAGAAAAUGCAACGAAAAUUUGGAGAUAUAUUUCAAUAUUGGAUAGGUCCACAUUAUUUUUAUGUAUUUUGUCGAGUCGAACAUGCCGAACAAAUUUAUGCAGAUCGUUCUCGAUUCGAUCAUGUAGAAGUGUGUCUAAGAACAGUUGGAUUAAUAGCAGAAAAUUUUAUUAUUUCAUUUAUAGGUCCAAAAUACAAACGACAUGCUAAAGCAAUUUUGCCUAUAUUAAAAAAGAAUAAAUUUCUAUCACAAAUACCCAUUAUCAUUAAUUGCGUAAAGAUGACAUUAUAUGAACAUGUCUAGUGAAUGAUAAUCAACAUUUAAUGUUAGAUACAUUUACACUUCUAACGUUUGAUUAUGAUUUGGGCAAUUUAAAAUAUUUAGCUAGAGAAGCAACACGAUGUAAUCCAGACGAAAAAUAUAAACCAUCCGAUUUCAGUCUCGCAUUAUCAAUUUGGCUCGAUGCAUUG
Molecule: messenger RNA, 662 nt
Organism: Rotaria sordida
Lineage: Eukaryota; Metazoa; Rotifera; Eurotatoria; Philodinida; Philodinidae
Source: the annotation of a GenBank genome assembly